This is a messenger RNA of Perca flavescens (yellow perch), 1988 nucleotides long. RefSeq names its product ARF GTPase 2a (gene arf2a). Gene Ontology annotation, molecular function: GTP binding; GTPase activity. The transcript has 5 exons. Lineage: Eukaryota; Metazoa; Chordata; Actinopteri; Perciformes; Percidae. Bases 265 to 807 code for a protein of 180 amino acids. The record is from RefSeq and is a predicted model, not a curated record.
UGUUUAAUUCUGCUGGAAAGGCGUGCAUUUCAACCAUAGACUGUCAAUGAUUUCAACAUAGGGGUCUAUGGAGAUUGACUCCCUUUUGGAGCCAGCCUCAAGUGGCCACUCGAUUAACUGCAGCUGUUUGCACUUCCGCAUUGGCUUCAUUUCUUCAGCACCGGAGGUUCAGAGCAGAUUCAGAGACGUGUCUUGUCUUCAUUUAUUAAGCCUUGGUCAAGACCAGGAAGAAGGAUUUAGAAGCACCAGUAAAGGUGAGCCAAGAUGGGAGCUUUUGCUAGCCUGUUUAAAGGCUUGUUUGGCAAGAAAGAAAUGAGGAUCCUGAUGGUAGGACUGGAUGCUGCUGGAAAGACCACUAUCCUGUACAAGCUCAAACUGGGAGAAAUUGUUACCACAAUCCCUACCAUCGGUUUUAAUGUUGAGACGGUAGAAUACAAGAACAUCAGUUUUACAGUGUGGGAUGUUGGCGGUCAGGACAAGAUCAGGCCACUCUGGAAACAUUACUUCCAAAACACACAAGGCCUUAUCUUUGUAGUGGAUAGUAAUGACAGGGAGCGAGCUGGUGAGGGGAAGGAGGAGCUGAUGCGAAUGCUGGCUGAAGAUGAGCUGGCGGAUGCUGUGCUGCUUGUGUUUGCCAACAAACAGGACCUGCCCAAUGCAAUGAAUGCAGCUGAGAUCACAGACAAGCUGGGCCUACACUCCCUGCGCCAUCGCAACUGGUAUAUCCAGGCCACAUGCGCCACUGCUGGGGAUGGUCUUUACGAGGGUCUCGACUGGCUUUCUAACCAGCUAAAGAAAGCAAAAUGAUCCAUCACUCCACCUCCUGUCUGUCCUCUCUGUCUGCAGUGUACUGGUUCCUGGUCUCAUUCUCUCCUUUUCUCUUUUUCCUCUGAAGCGUUGGACCUUUGGCCAGUGCUACCCUGCAUCUGUGUACUGUAGGUGUGUGUUUUUUGGAUAUGUGAGUGGGAGCAGCCAUGUUGGGCCUUGAAGACUGUUAACUCUCAAGCAUCUCAUUCCUCCAGUGUUGGCACAUCCAAAUCCACUGGUCUCCACAAAGCAAAGAAGGACACAGGAUAUUGAGUCCUGCGUAAUUUUGUUUUUUAAAUCUGCUAGUGACAUUAAGGCCUUUUUGAACUGUUUAUUCACCCUGCAAAGAAGACACACAGUAUACCACAGUGUCAUGUUUGAUAUGGUAAAAUAUCCCACAUCCCAGAUCAGUUCACAUUGUUUUGAAAAGUUUGAGUUUUGGUGGAUUUAAGUUGAUUUUGACUGCUGAAGUGAACACUGGAUACUUAUUUAUUUUCUCUCUUUCAUAAAUGUUUGAAUCCCCAAGUCUGUAUGUUGUACGUCCUGUUAGGGUCAGAAUGUAUUUGGCAUCUCUGUUUCUGAAGAGAAGUUUUUGAAUCAUUUCUUCAGUUUUUAAAUUGAAUUCAGUGCCACCUCUAAAUGUUAUCCCUCUUAUGGCAAUAACCUGAUAUAUAUUUACAUGUGGUUUUGUUUUUUACACACCGAGCAUUAAAAGAUCCAUCAGGACUGGGUCUAGUAAAGGCAAUAAAUGUUGCAGUGUAUGUUUACGUAUAUGGAGGUGUGUUGUGUGUAGCUACUAUAUUGUUGGUGGAUGUGUGUAUCCUUCCGGUGCUGUUUGGGUUUCAGCCUCGUCCAGUUACUGGAACGGUGAGGCCUUUUGUUUUUUGGACUUUCUCCCACUCUCUUUUAUUUACUGGUAGUCUUAUUUUCUAUUGUAUAUAUUUCUUUGUGUCCAUUUUCUUUUUUUAAUGUUUCUGUUGAUGCACAGACAACCUGGUUUACUUUGGGAUGAGCUGACGUGCCAGGUGUGCAAAUGCUCUAGGGACCAAUUGUUUUGAUUCAUAAAGUGCACAUCGGGUUUGGUUCAGUAUUUGGUUCACCUGCAGGGCAUGAGUUUUCCCACCUGUGGUUUUCUAGAGCACACAAAAUUGUCUUUGAUUAAAGGUACAGUUGAAUUGGAA